AUGGAACGUUUUAGUGAGGCGUUAAAUACGCCACACCCUGCUCUGCAUAUGCCUAGCAAGAAUGAAUACAUACCCACGAACUUUGAGCAGAAGCCUAGGGAGGAUUUGAAGAGUGAGCACCCGCGCAUGAUCCAUGACGACGUAUGGUCUCGUGUAUGGUUCAAGCAGGAUGAUGAGUACAAGCUCCCGAAAAUGGUUACAUGGGUGGCUGUUACUGCGCCGGUAAUAGGCGCAGAUCCUCUUGCAACUAUGCUGUCUUCGAUGUAUCUUUGGUGUCUGAAUGAUGCUUUGGCUGAGGAAACAUACAACGCUGAAUUGGCUGGUCUAAAGUUCCAACUUGAACUUAGCACUUACGGAUUAAAUCUGAAAGUAAGUGGGUACGAUGAAAAGCAGCCGUUGUUUGUGGAGCACUUAGUGAAGCGACUGACGACUUUCAAACCCGAUCCACUGCGUUAUGAAGUUCUCUUUGAUGCUAUAAAACGAGCGCUGGAGAAUUUCGCUCACUCACAACCGUAUACACUUUCUCAACACUAUGUUCAGUUAUUGCUGAGUGACAAGUUUUGGAGCAAGGAACAGUUGCUUGCGGUCUGUAAAGGUGACAAUUUUUCCUCAUCAUACGCAUUUCUUAUUCCAAAUUGUUUUUGAAA
Cylicostephanus goldi is the source of this 647-nucleotide messenger RNA. The record is from the annotation of a GenBank genome assembly. Lineage: Eukaryota; Metazoa; Nematoda; Chromadorea; Rhabditida; Strongylidae.